AUGGCUUCUAAUUCAAACUGUGGUGCUAUUACAACACGCAGCAUGACUAACAUAUGGCUGAUUGGACAGUUACAAAGUGAACUUCCAGUAAAUGUAUUGCCUACAACAGGUGAUGUCCUGAGAAUGUUUUUUUAUUAUCAUCAAGUAGAAAAGAAAACUGUGCCUGAAAGUGCAAAACUGUCGUCAGAUAAGGUCAUGGACAUGUGGAACAAGGCUAGAAUACCAACAACCUACCAUACUCAUGUUGUAGAAAAAGUAAAAUCGGUAGUUGAUGACUACAAGCUAAUAAAAAAGAACAAAAACAGACAAAGUGAAGCACAACGAGCACGAGAGAAGGAAUUUGAAGAAAAGGAGCACAUGCUGUUUGAUAUUGCUCACCAACACGCCAUGCAGCUCAUCCGAAUUCAGGAAGAUAUAGAAUUUCUUGAAGACCAGAAGGGCAGUCGACGAAUGCAAAUGAGUGGCAUUGAUAAAGACCUAACCAAGAAAGAAGAGCGCACAGAACAACGUAAAUGCAAAGAAGAAGAGAGAAAAGAGCGAGAGCAUGAUAGUGAACAGCAGGACACAGAGGACAACUAUGAAAUUGAAAUUCCAGUGUACUACAAAAAGCAGAUCAGUGAAGUAGAAGACAGUCUGUCAAGCAGUGCCAGCAAAAAAACACGAACUAUGCAGGAUAUGUUGUCGUCGCCAGAUGUUGCUUCAGCACUGGAUAGAAUAAACCUGUCAGAUAGAAAGUUCACAGUAUUAGCAGCAGCCAUUGCACAAGCUAGUGGGCAAGACAUCAGGGAUACAUCUCUGUCACGUUCCACAGUUCAUCGUAAACGACAGCAACAUCGAUCAACCAUUGACAGCAGUAUUCGUCAACAAUUUCAGGAUCGUGACAGAAAUCCCCUUCUGGUUCACUGGGAUGGGAAGAUCAUGAAUGAUGAUCCACACUCCAGAACUGAUAGACUGGCUGUUGUUGUGACUGGCUGUAAUGUGGAGAAAAUCUUAGGAAUUGUUAAAAUUGCAUCAAGCACGGGACAAGCACAGGCCAAUGCAACUUUUCAGUUGCUCAAAUUAUGGGACGUUAGUGAAGACAUUAUAGGCAUGUGCUUUGAUACUACUGCUGCCAAUACUGGGACGUCAAGUGGAGCAUCACUGACCAAUAUUCGCUUAUAUGCUAAAUAUGGUGAAAAACUGAAUGUCAUUGAGCAACCUCUAAAUAUUGUCAGAAUUGAAUGA
Messenger RNA from Helobdella robusta, 1224 nucleotides. RefSeq lists its product as hypothetical. Lineage: Eukaryota; Metazoa; Annelida; Clitellata; Rhynchobdellida; Glossiphoniidae. The record is from RefSeq and is a predicted model, not a curated record. The coding region runs from base 1 to 1224 and encodes 407 amino acids. The transcript has 3 exons.